UGCUGACGGGAGCUAGCCUGUCCAACUCAUCUCGGAGGACGCCUUACCCGAGGACGGGUUUUGGGCGAGCAACGUCCUGCCGUGGCAUUCCGCAGGGCCGUCAUCUGUCAUGAAGGGUGAGAUGAGAUGGCCGUUGCCCACUGCUGUAGAUAUUCUGUCUCGCUAACUCCUCCAUUCACACUCAGCCCCAGUCAUUAUUUUGGCCAGACCGGCGCAGGCCAUAUGGCUUGGGUGAUAGUCGACGAUGGGUGCCUUGGGUUGAAGGGAUCCAAAAUAGACUGCGCGCACAUCUUCACCAACUAACACGAUACUCAUCCCACCCCGAUGAAUGCGGACCUGGAGCAUAUAACAGUCCUUCGAAAACCCUGUUUUGGCGAUUCAUCCUUUCUUGCAUCCUACGCCACAUCAAAAGACACACUGGAAUUAUUAUUCCGCAUUUUUCCUAUAGCAUCUCGUCUCAUCUCGCCUCCUUCCGAUCCACUGGCCUCUCAGCAGUCCCUCUCAGUGACCAUCAUACAUCAGACACAAUGCACUUCACCACUACCGCCGCCGCUACCAUCUUGGCCUUUGCCUCGUCGGCUCUUUCUGCCCCCUACAACAGCCCUCGCACCGAGCAGACUCACGCUCCUGCCCUGUCUCUGACCCAGCAGCUCUUCCUCGCCGACACUGCCGCGGAUCGCUUCAAGCUCCUCCCUGACGACAAGCAAUUCGUCUUCGACUUCAACCAGCCUCAGAAGAACCCCGGAAAAGGCGGCGAGCUCAUCGCCGCAAACCGCAAGACCUUCCCCGCUCUCGUGGGGACGGGCAGCGGACUUGCUUUGGGCCGGGUGGGCCCCUGCGGGAUGAACACGCUCCAUGUGCACCCGCGAUCCGCCGAGCUUCAGAUCGUUGUCGAGGGCCGCCUCAUCACCGAGAUGACGCCUGAGAACGGCGUCGUGGAGGUCGCCGACGGCAAGACCCGCCGCGUCAUCCGCACCGAGCUGGGCCCCUUCCAGAUGACCCCCUUCUACCAGGGCUCCAUCCACAGCCAGUUCAAUCCGGACUGCGAGGACGCCGUCUUCAUCGCGAGCUUCGCCGCCGAGGACUUUGGCACAGGCCAGGUCGCAGACAGCACCUUCGCCUUCAGCGAUGACCUAAUCGCCGCCGCCUUCGGCCAGAGCAUUGCCGGCGAGGACAUUGACCGCGUCCGCAAGGCCAUCCCCGCCAGCAUCGCCCUCGGCGUGGACGAGUGCUUGAAGAAGUGUAACAUCAAGAAGCGCUCUCUUUGAGGGAGGUGCCGGACGGGCCGGCAGUGCAUGCAGCGCUGAGUUGGCUGAUGAGUUAAAUGGUCUAGGGGGCAUGGAAUUGGGCUCUGGGUUGCAUUGCACCGGCGUUUGUUCUUCGGCAGGCGGGCGUUUUGGUUGGGUUGAUCCAUGUCGGUAUGAGCACAGGCAUAGGCUUGUAUGACGGGUUUUUUCGUUCUU
This is a messenger RNA of Colletotrichum destructivum, 1463 nucleotides long. Its product is annotated as Putative germin, rmlC-like cupin domain superfamily, rmlC-like jelly roll, germin, manganese binding. NCBI's taxonomy places the organism in Eukaryota, Fungi, Ascomycota, Sordariomycetes, Glomerellales, Glomerellaceae. Gene Ontology annotation, molecular function: manganese ion binding. The coding region runs from base 528 to 1268 and encodes 246 amino acids. Gene Ontology annotation, cellular component: cell wall. The record is from RefSeq and is a predicted model, not a curated record. The transcript is spliced from 2 exons.